Molecule: messenger RNA, 768 nt
Organism: Caenorhabditis briggsae
Lineage: Eukaryota; Metazoa; Nematoda; Chromadorea; Rhabditida; Rhabditidae
Gene: Cbr-grsp-2
Product: Protein CBR-GRSP-2
Exons: 7
Coding region: 1-768 (255 amino acids)
Source: RefSeq, a predicted model, not a curated record
AUGAAGCUCACGUUACUGCUGCUAGCAGUAGUUGUGGUCUAUGUCGCUGCUCAAGGAUCUCCUGGACGUCAAGGUGAUGAUUCAGGUGACGGUUUGUUCGGUGGAGCCGAUGCUGGAAGCGGUGGCUCUGGAGGCUGGGGCGACGCCAGCGCGUCCGCCGGGGCCGGAGCCUCUGCCGGUGGGCGUGGCGGUGGCCGAGGCGGUGGACAAGGUGGAUCUGGGAGAGGUGGAGGUCGUGGUGGUGGUCAAGGAGGACAAGGAGGUCAAGGUGGCGGUCAAGGCGGUUGGGGCGGAUCCCAAGAUUCUGGAUCUAGCGGACAAGGUGGAUGGGGAGGAUCAUCUGGAGGUCAAGGUGGAAGCCCAGGUGGAUGGGGCGGAGAUUCGGGAUCCCAAGGAGGAUCUCAAGGUGGAUGGGGUGGUUCCCAGAAUGGUGGACAAGGUGGAAACUCCGGUGGAUGGGGAGGAUCUCAAGGUGGACAACAAGGUGGAGGUGGUCGUGGUGGGCAAGGAGGACAAGGAGGCUGGGGAGGAUCCCAAGACUCUGGAUCUGGAGGACAAGGUGGAUGGGGAGGAUCCCAAGGAGGCAACCAAGGAGGAAAUCAAGGAGGAUGGGGGGGACAAAAUGGCGGACAAGGAGGCUGGGGAGGAAACCAAGGUGGAGGUCAACAGGGUGGAAAUGGAGGAGGACAAGGAUGGGGACGAUUCGGACCAGGAGCCCGUUGGGGAUGGGGACGCCCAUCGUGGGGUGGAUGGGGAAGAGGAUGGUAG